Strongylocentrotus purpuratus (purple sea urchin) is the source of this 7634-nucleotide messenger RNA. It is a transcript of the gene duox1, whose product is annotated as dual oxidase 1. Gene Ontology annotation, molecular function: calcium ion binding; peroxidase activity; heme binding. The coding region runs from base 243 to 5414 and encodes 1723 amino acids. Lineage: Eukaryota; Metazoa; Echinodermata; Echinoidea; Camarodonta; Strongylocentrotidae. Gene Ontology annotation, cellular component: plasma membrane; NADPH oxidase complex. Gene Ontology annotation, biological process: superoxide anion generation; defense response; response to oxidative stress. The transcript has 33 exons. The record is from RefSeq and is a predicted model, not a curated record.
UGGUAUUGAAUUGAGUGUUAUUAACUGGGUAGAAUAUAGAGUGAAUAUUUUCUCAGCGCUACAAAGUGAUCAAACUGGUUUUAGUUUGGUCCCGCAGUGCUAUUGAAUCGACGCUGUAUUUUGUGUGAAGAUUCGUGGCGUUCAUUUUCUGACGCCGACAUUUUGAUCUGUACUUCGCGUCUCUUCCCGACAUAGUCCUAAGGCAAGGUUCAACAAAAAGUCGGUGAUAGGAACGUUUGAUCAUGACUCCUCGUGAUCUACGGGGACCCAUUUGCGUGGGAUUGCUGCUGUGUAUGAUCGCAUUAUGCUCAGGGUUAACGACAGUCGCCGCUCCCGCGACAAAUGCUACCACUCCCGCAACAAAUGCUACCACUCCCGCGACAAAUGCUACCACUCCCGCGACAAAUGCUACCACUGACAAUGCAACAGAGACAACAACUGCCACACAGCCUGAUAACACUACCACAGGUCAGACAACAGAGAAUGCUACUACGGUCAUGAUGAUGACCGAGGUCACAAAUGGCACCACGGCCGCGAUGAUGACCGAGGUCACUACGGUACCGACGCAGACGGCCCAAGGCCCAUCAACUGCCCAGACUACUUCGUCUACUGACCCUCCCGGCACUACCACCGCUCCUCCCGUAACCACCCCGGCGGAUGAAGAUGAGCCCAUCGUAAACGACAAUGAGCUGCUUAGAUCAAUCGGAGCUUUUAAGGAUGAUAGUCAUUCUGAGCCAGAGGGUUAUGACGGCUGGUACAACAACCUAGCUCAUCCAGACUGGGGUGGCGCAGAGUUACCUCUAACCAGGCGUCUCCCGGUGAGCUACGCAGAUGGUGUAUACGCCAUGGCAGGAAAGGACCGACCCAAUCCGAUGAGCAUCAGCAAAGCAACCAUGCAAGGAGAAACAGGACAACGAUCUCAUCUUAGGAGGACAGCUCUCAUGACAUUCUUCGGCCAACAGGUAGUAGAAGAGAUCUUAGAUGCCCAGCGAGGAGGGUGCCCCAGGGAGUAUGAGAACAUCAAAAUUCCCGAUGGUCAUGAGUAUUUAAAGGAGAAAGAAGGCAUCUCCAUCAUGCCUUUCGUCCGAUCCAGAUAUAGUUUCAACACGGGCUACUCACCCAAUGUACCACGUGAACAGCUGAACGAGAUCACACCGUGGUUCGAUGGCGGGUUGGUGUACGGUACGACCAAGGCCUGGGCUGACGCCCUGCGAUCUUUCAAAGAUGGUAGACUUGCAGACAAUGGUGAGAUUGGUGGAGAACCACAGUUCCCCGAGCAGAACACCCUUGGACUACCUAUGGCUAAUCCACCUAACCCCAUCGCAGAAGGUGCUGCAAGGCUACAACGCUCCGAGCGUUUCUUCAAGCUAGGGAACCCCCGUGGAAAUGAGAAUCCAUUCCUGUUGACCUUCGGAGUACUGUGGUUCAGGUGGCACAACUACUGGGCAGAUAAAUUCAAAGCUGAAACAGACUGGGAAGAUGAAAGGAUCUUCAACGAGGCCAGAAAAUGGGUCAUUGCUACAUAUCAGAGUGUUGUCUUUUACGAGUGGCUUCCUGGAUAUCUUAACCUUAAUGAAAAUGAGACCGCAGAGGUGGAAUAUUCAGGUUACAAGGGAUACAUUCAUCCGGGUAUUACUCACGAGUUCCAAUCGGCCGCGAUGAGAUUCGGCCACACACUCGUCCCUCCUGGUGUUAUGCGCAGGAAUGAACAAUGCGUCUUCCGGACCUCGACCAUGAAAUCCUCAGGCUUCACAGAAGAUCAAGCCGAGUUCGAUUCAUCGCUAGGGAACCACGGGGUUCGAACCUGUAACUCCUUCUGGAACCCACAGCACUCUGUCCGAGAGCAUGACAUCGAAGAAUUCCUUCUCGGAAUGGCCUCCCAAGUCACCGAGAGAGAAGAUAACAUCAUUACUGAGGAUCUACAAAGGCGUGUAUUUGGACCGUUGGAGUUUUCUCGUCGUGAUCUGAUGGCGCUUAACAUCCAGCGUGGUCGUGACCAUGGGUUACCUGAUUACAACACAGCUCGUGUCUCACUCGGAAUGGACCGAAGAGAAACCUUCGAAUCAAUCAAUAACGCAUCAGCCCAUGCAGAUGGUGUUGAAACAUUCAUCAAAUCGGAUGUUUUGGAUAAUCUGGCCAGAGUGUAUGAGAAUGACAUUGAUAAGGUAGACAUCUGGGCUGGAGGUCUAUUGGAGACCACUAGCAAUGGACCAGGAGAACUCUUCAGGUUCAUCAUUCUUGAUCAGUUUGUGAGGUCAAGAGAUGCUGAUCGGUUCUGGUUCGAAAAUAACGUCUCUGGCCAAUUCACUAAUGAUCAGAUUGAUUUCAUCAAGAAAGUUAAAUUGUGGGAUAUCAUUGUAGCCUGUACUAACAUCAACGGAUCCAGUCUACAGAAAGACCCAUUUCAUUACACGCCAGAUGAUCCUUGCUAUGACCAGCAUCCAUUCGAGGGGGAGAACCGAACCAUCAGUGAAAAUGACAUGGAAAACUGUACCAAGCUCCAAACCUUUGACUACUUCGAAGGUAGUGAGGUGUCAUACGCUCUGUCCUUCCUCGCCCUCGGUAUCUGGGUUGUAGGUGUUGUGGCUGUUCUGCUCAUCUUGGCUCACAUCAGGCAGCAUAGUAUCCAGGAAGCUCGCAAGCUACAACACAGGAAAACUAGGUCACGUGAUCCAAGUAGCCUCAAGACCUAUGCAGCUGCUGAAUGGUGCGGUAAGAAAGAAGGAUCGAGACAAGUCCAAGUCAAACUUGGACCAGGAAAGAAGAUCCGAAUCACGAAUGAGCGUGGUAACAAAAUCUUAAGAACUGUUGACCUCACCCACUACACCAAGGUCGGUUUACUGGUAUCCCCUGACGGUAAGCGUCGUCACCUGGUCGUCAAGUUCGAUCGCGAAUACGACAUCGUGUUGAAGUUCUCUGACCCCGAUAGCCGUCUGGAGUUCAUCAGCGACUUCGAAUCCUUCCUUGGCAGUGAAGAGGUCGGUGUUGGACGUGAGAGGCAAGAGAUCGGAGAGAAGGAACUUCUCAAGGUUGCCGUCACCAAGGAACAUCGCACCAAACUUCUUGAGAAAUUCUUCCUGAUGGCCUUCUCCCAGGCCUUCAAGCUUGACUUUGACCCUGAGAACCUGGAGAGCCUGAACAACAAGGAGACCAAGGACAUCCUGGAAUGUGAGCUCACAAAGACAGAAUUCGCCGAUGUUCUUACCAUGAAACCCGACUCCCUCUUUGUCGAACAGAUGUUCGAGCUCGUCGACCAGGACAACAGCGGAUCAAUUUCAUUCAGAGAGUUCCUUGAUGUCAUUGUCGUCUUUGCAAAGGGACAACCUGAAGACAAACUGAAACUGAUGUUCAACAUGUAUGACAUCGACAGGUCUGGUCAUCUAUCCCGUGAAGAGUUCAGGCAGAUGUUGAAAUCUAUGAUGGAGAUGGUGAGUGCUAGCGUUGAGGAGACUGAUCUUGACAAGCUGAUCCACGAUAUGUUCCAGAAUGCUGGCCUUGGAGACAAAGAAGCACUUUCCCUGGACGACUUCAUCGCAGUCAUGGCUGAACAUAAGGAUGAGCUAAACAAUGCUAAACUCGACAUCGCUGGGAACAUUCCGCAGAUAGCAGGUCAGAAGGAUGCUGGACCCCCUGGUCGUGGGGCUGCCACCGUCAUCAGGAGAGGCAACCUUAACUCCCGUGCCCGACAGACUAUUAUCCGAGCUUACAAGGACCGUGACCAGGCAAGUACCAAGGCUAACGGAGCAGCUAAGGGUGCUGGUGGUAGUGGUGGAGGGGUGAGGAAGCGUGCCCAGUCUAAGAGUGUCCGCGUUGAGACAGUCCAACAAGAAGAGGCUAAGACUCAGAGCAGCAAGGCUUACAACACAGUUGUCCGCUUCUUCGAGAACAACCGACUUCAAAUCUUCUACGUUGUUCUCUACUUGCUUGUUCUAGCUGGAGUCUUCAUCGAGAGGGCUUAUUACUACUCUGUCGAGCGUGAGUUUGCUGGUCUUCGUCGUAUUGCUGGUUUUGGUGUGUCUGUGACUCGUGGAGCUGCCUCGGCCAUGAUGUUCACCUACUCGUCCCUCCUCGUCACCAUGUGCAGGAACACCAUCACCAAACUAAGGGAGACGUUCCUUCAUCGUUACGUCCCCUUCGACUCGGCUCUAAAUAUGCACAAGUUAAUCGCCAUGCUCGCUCUUUUCUUCUCAAUCAUGCACACCAUCGGCCAUUCCAUCAACUUCUACCACAUCUCAACCCAGACUGCUGAUGAUCUGACUUGCUACUUCCGUGAUUUCUUCCACCGUUCCCAUGAGCUUCCAAAGUUCCACUACUGGGCCUGGGGUACUAUCACAGGUUUCACUGGUAUCCUCUUGGUAAUGGUAUGCACCGUCAUUUACACCUUUGCCUUCCAGUAUGCCCGUCGCCGUGUCUUCAACCUGUUCUGGUUCACCCAUAACAUGUGGAUCAUCUACUUCAUCCUGAUGUUCCUGCACGGCUCUGGUCGUCUUGUUCAACCUCCGUUCACACAUUACUUCGCCCUGGGCCCCAUCGUCCUCUUCACCUUGGACAAGCUGGUCAGUAUCAGCAGGAAGAAGGCAGAGAUCGCUGUCACCCGCGCUGAACUCCUACCAUCAGAUGUGACCAUGCUUGAGUUCAAGCGCCCUCAGGGCUUCGAGUACAAGUCUGGACAGUGGGUCCGUAUCGCCUGCAAGACCCUGUCAUCCAGUGAAUACCAUCCCUUCACCCUGACAUCAGCUCCUCAUGAAGAGAACCUAUCCCUUCACAUCAGGGCUAUAGGACCAUGGACCAUGAAUCUCAGGGCUACCUAUGAUCCUAACGUCGUGCGCGAACAUCCUCUACCUAAGUUGUUCCUUGAUGGUCCAUACGGAGAGGGUCAUCAGGACUGGUACCAGUAUGAGGUGGCUGUGCUGGUAGGAGGGGGCAUUGGUGUUACCCCAUUUGCCUCCAUCCUCAAGGACAUCGUGAACAAAUCGACCAUCGGUGCCCGCGUUACGUGCAAGAAGGUCUACUUCAUCUGGGUGACCCGUACCCAGAAGCAUUACGAAUGGCUCACCGACAUCAUUCGAGAUGUAGAGGACAAUGACACAAAUGAUCUCGUCAGCGUUCAUAUCUUCGUCACUCAGUUCUUCCAGAAGUUCGACCUCCGAACUACUAUGCUGUACAUCUGCGAGCGUCAUUUCCAGAAGAUCUCCAACCGAUCUCUGUUCACUGGUCUCAAGUCCAUCACUCAUUUCGGACGUCCUCAGUUCACUUCUUUCCUUCAGUCACUAGAGGAUGAACAUCCUGGUGUGGGAAAGAUUGGAGUGUUUAGCUGUGGUCCACCAGGUAUGACUGGUGGAGUGGAGCAGGCAUGUGUAGACCUUAACAAGUUCGAUGGAGCAGCCUUCAUCCAUCACUACGAGAACUUCUAAGGAUUGUAUCCUAGAACCAGCACCUCAAAUGACGCGACAGCGGGAACAUUCGCACAGAGGCUUAAUACCUUGCGUGGCUUGAAGAACCGGGGCAACUACAUAUUUAUUGCAAGGGUAGGCUAUGCCCGUGAAUGCAUUGAUCUUUACCAUGUGUCACGCAUAGUAAUUAAUCGCUAUUUUUCAUUUCAAAUUUACUUUAUCACGUAGUACAAAAUAGAUACAAACACAUUUAUUGAAUAUUAUAAUAUUUUAUACGUUCACUAAUGACUGUAACAUAUUAAUUUUAAGAACUUUAUGAGUAGGACGGGAGUCUAUACAUUAGGACACCAUAAUUACCGGAGGGUUUUUUCUCAUAUUUUUUCUCACACUUUUUGUAUGUAUUUGGAUGGCCAAUGACAUGAAAGAAUUCAUUGUUUAAAUCAAGAGAGCUUGUAUAUGAGAUCUGAGAUAACGUAUUUUUGUAUAACACUCUGAAACUUGUUCUAUAUAAUUGACUGAAUUUAAAAGUACUACAUGUAUAGCAAUCUACUUUUGUACAAGUAUUUCACUUGAUAUUUUGUUACGUUGUGCAUUGUCCAUAAACGUUGGUACUUAUAAAUGAGGGGUGUGUUGUGGCACCGUUGAGACUUUAGUGUAGAUAUCAAAGUAGACGUAGCUUGUGGAUUAAAACAGACAAAAUAUAGCAAAAGAAUAUUACCAGGGGGUGUUUCACAAAGAUCCUGUGUUGGACUUAACAAUUAUGGAAAGCCGUUAGAAUCUUUUGAAAAAGUUAUUUUAAAAGGCAUAAAAUGUUGAUUCAAAUCAUUCAUAUUUUCUAUUACAGUAUCAACAAGAUUUCAUGUUCUUAAUGUUGAAUUUAUGAAGAGUCUCAAAUACUUGAAUUUUUGCUUUUGAAUAUAUUUUAUCUUAUCGCUACAAAUGGCUCUCCAUAAUUUUUAAGUCCAACUUAGAGUUAAGUUCGACCUAGGAUCUUUGUGAAACCUCCCCCUGAUAUACUAUCAGAAUUUUACCGCAUUUUGAGAAUGAUGUUAUUAGGUGGAGCAUUCGUUUUCGUCGUUCUGUGUUCGUUUGUUGACACUAGAGACAUGAAUUGAUACCUUUGAUGCAGAACGAAUGUAGGCGAUAGCAAAGUGUAUAUCUGGUAUAUCAGUGUUGUUGCUAAAUCCGACUUCGUUGUUGAAUAUUGUAACAGACUAAGAUUGAGUGUAUGUUUGAAGAAUGAAGUUAGCAAAGAAUAUACGGAUAGGCAUAUUCAUGUUUUGGGUGAUCGUGAAUGAAAAUCUGAAUUUACCUAUUAAUAGUUGAAAAAAUGUAGUGAUAGCAUUCAUUUUUAAAGAAACUAUUGUUAAAAUGUGUUCUUGUAUGUCCUUUUUGUAUGUUUCUGUGCAUGGUGUGUAUUGUUGUGUGAAUUUGUAGCGAGAUUAUUAUCAGGCCUACACGUGUAUGGCUACCCGACAAGGUGUAUUAAAACAAAGAAAGCAUUUAAACUAAAAAACAGCUUAUAUUGCUUGUUGUAUAUUGGGAGGGUACACAAAAAUAUCAUGUUCAAGAAAUCACUGGAAUAACUCCUUAUUGGUACGCAGAAUUAAAUGUGAUCGGUUGUACAGUAUUUCGGUUUUUAAACCGUUUUUUUACAACUAAACAACUCUCGGUAAUAAAUUAAUAUUAAUACAUUUAGCUUUUUCGAUACAUAACCUAUGUGCAAUUUUUAGCUGCAAAGAAACGUUUUGUUAAUAGAGACCACUUUUUAAGUCAUGCAUGAUUAUAUAAAUCUCGUCUUUCAGGUUGAAUCAUAACAAUGAAUAGUUGAUAUCGACAAUGAAAACACAUAUCAAUUUUUGAGUGAUAGAAAUGAUUGUGCAUUUUGUUUAGAAGUAAAAAGAUAUGUAUAUAUUCAUAUGACAUUUCAUUUAAUAGAGUUAAUAAAUAGAAUUGCAUUUUUAGCUUUCAGAAGCAUUAAUGUUUGUGGUGUAUGUCAACACAGAAAUAAACGACUAACAAAUAAAAGUUACGCCUAUUUGAAAUAAGCUAUGAAUAUAUGUAUAACCAGAUUUGUUUAUAUUUUGUUUGUCUUCCCAAUACGGUCUAGUGAAAACGUAUAGUUCAAACUCUAUGCAUAAAAAUGUACAUACAUAUGUGGAGAACGAUAAGUUCGCUUUUUUGUUUUGUUUAUUUUUGUAUUUUUGGAUGGAUAAAUAAAAGGAUUUUUUGUAGACGAUA